AGGCUUGUUUUUGAAAUUAUUGGCGCUUGCGUCGUGCUAAGCUAUGACCGUCUCGACGCAAGCUUUUAUUUUCUGUUUAUUCACUUCAUAAAACGCACACUCAUUGUUUAUCUUCAUCACUGACAGAUAACGGCUUGCUGACAAAAAGCAACACUAAAGUUGACGCUGAGUGGCCACAAUGGCGAGCGAUGUGUGUAGCCAUGUUAAGGUGAUUGUUCGGGUGAGGCCACCGAACGACAGUGAGAAGCGUGAAAACUGUCGCAAUGUGGUCCAGGUUGUUGACAACCACAUGCUCAUUUUUGACCCCAAAGAAGAGGACGCAUCGGGUUUUGGGUCACAAAGAGGACGAAACAGAAACAUCAACAAGAGGGCUAACAAAGACCUCAAGUUUGUUUUCGACCAUGUCUUCGGCGAGACCUCUACUCAAGUCGACAUCUUUGAGAGCACCACUAAAGGAGUCUUGGAUGGUCUGAUGAAUGGAUUUAACUGCACAGUGUUUGCCUACGGUGCUACCGGAGCAGGAAAGACCCACACCAUGUUAGGCGCACAAAAUGAACCUGGGGUCAUGUACCGCACCAUGACCGAUCUGUUCAAACGCAUGGAUGAUGCCAAGGAGGAGAAAGAGUUCGCUGUUGCUUUCUCAUAUCUUGAGGUUUACAAUGAACAGAUCAGAGACUUGUUGGCUAAUGUUGGCCCUCUUGCAGUGAGAGAGGACGGUUCUAAAGGAGUGGUUGUUCAGGGCCUCACAUUGCAUCAGCCCAAAUCUGCAGAGCACAUUCUUGAGGCUUUGGAUUCUGGCAAUCGUAACAGAACACAGCACCCCACUGAUAUGAAUGCCACCUCUUCCCGGUCCCAUGCCGUGUUUCAGAUAUAUUUGAGACAGCAGGACAAAACGGCCAGCCUCAACCCGAAUGUCUGUGUUGCCAAAAUGAGCCUGAUUGAUCUGGCAGGCUCGGAGAGAGCCAGCGCCACCAAUGCCAAAGGGGCACGUUUACGGGAAGGCGCUAACAUCAAUCGCUCACUCCUUGCCCUGGGAAAUGUUAUCAACGCACUCGCUGACCCAAAGAGUAAGAAAGCUCAUAUACCAUACAGGGACAGCAAAUUGACACGGCUACUGAAGGACUCAUUGGGAGGCAACUGCAGAACAGUUAUGAUUGCCAAUGUCAGCCCCUCAUCCAAGUCAUAUGAUGACACCCACAACACACUUAAAUAUGCCAACAGGGCUAAGGAGAUUAAGUCAUCGCUGAAGAGUAAUGUCGUAAGCCUGGACAGUCACAUUGGCCAGUAUGCAGUGAUAUGUGAGAAGCAACGGCAAGAGAUUCUACAGUUGAAGAAGAAGCUAAAAGACUAUGAGGAGAAGAACAUGGUGCCUGGGACUUUUAACACGAUCUCUUCCCAGAAACAAGCAGAGUUCAAAAGGGUGUCAGAAGCUCUGCAGCAAAUCUUCUUGAGUCGGACCCAAAUCAGGAGAGAACAGCUGGAUCUGGAGAGACAACUGAAGGAGAAUGAGCUGCGCCAGCGCUACAGUGUGGAGGACAACCUGCAGGUCCAACAUUUCUGUGCCAAAGAAAAGACUGAGAAGGCCACUUGUAAGCAUGAGCGGAAGAUCGCCAGCUUACGCACUCAGCAGCAACACAUUUGCAAACGUCUGAAGGAGGCAGAAACACGUUUCCUGGAAAACGAUGGCUGGCUUCAUCGUGUCGAGAAUGAGAUGAAGCUGCUGAAGUCGAAUGAUCAGACUCCAGAGGUGUUAGAGAAGGAACUACAUUGCCACAGACUGCAGCUGCAGGUAAAUGAUCUCCAGCAACACAUCAAGCAAAUGGUUGCGCUCACAACGCUGCAGGAUCAGGAGAACAAGCGUAUGCAGAAAAUGUUGGACAUCUUGUUGCCAGAAUACAGUCGGCACUACUCUGCAUUGCAUGGAGCUGGGCUGGUCACUGGAGCAGAUGAGAGGGAGAACUAUGAACUAGAGCACCUUGUGUUGAGGGAGAGAGGCGUGGUCUGGGCAGACCAGGAGGGGGCGGGGCAGCAGAUGAAAGGUGAAGGGAUUGGAAUGGAAUCACAGAAGACAAAUGAGGUGGGAGGCAUUGGGCUCCACAGCGAGUUGGCACCUGUCCUGUCUUUCUCACAUCUGCUAUACCACCAGAGUAGCCCCUGCAGUGCAGAGGGGCAAACAAAAAGAACAUCAUUGUGCAAAGCUGCACCGUCCCCAAAAGGUAGAGGAAACCAGGCAGAUAUGAAACAGGAACCACUUCCCAGAAUGCCCAUCAGGAGAAAUCUAUCUGCGUCACUGCCACCACAAAGCCCCCGGACCGUCGCCAAGGUCCAAGUUUUUGAGGAUGGCAUGUUUCCACUCCAAUGCACACCGGAGCCUGCUCAAAAGACUGUUCAGGCCCCUUCACCGAGCUCCUCCAGCGCCAUGGAUCCCAACAUGACCUUCGAAGUUCUGGACAAUGAUGAUCAAACUGCAAGCAAUGCAACCAUCAUACUAAGUGGUGGCAGUCCCUCUCAGGCAUCAACGUCCAUAGACUUCUCAGGGCACAGCCAACUACACCUUCCUCCCAAGCCCAAUGAGGCGAAGCAGAUUCCUACCAAAAGACAACAGAUUCCGUCUUUACAAGACGUGAGACGAGCCAAACCGACCUACAUGGACAUGACGUCUGCUGCGCAAGGAAAGCGAAAAUUUAACCGCAUCAGAGAAGAGUUAACUCAGGGUCUCUCUGCACCGAAGCGUAUAAAGAAAGACCCCUCGGUGACCCAGAGACCACUACGAGUUCAUCGGUUUGCUGGUUCAGAGGAAAACAAGCCUCGUAGAGUUGUGAGGAGCAUUUCUGAGGGAAACCUCAGCCUCAUUGAACCUCAGAAAUCAAAGUCCAUUUUCUAUAAAACAUCGCAACAGUUCAAACGAGUGACCAAGCGGAUGUAAAGAGGCAUUUCGGGCAAUUUUGCCUUUGUGGACACUCCAACAGAACUUCUCCAUCUUCCCCGUCCAAAUUCAUCUCUUCAAAUUAUUUCUUAACCCACCCCCAACAAAAAAAAGUGGUCUAUUGUGGAGCUAAUAUAGUAAGAUGAAAUGUGAUGUUUAAGUUUUAUUAUUUUCUCUCUAGUUCAGCAUCGCACUGCAGUGAAAUCUUACUUGACUGUAUAUUGUAAAUUGUAUAGUUAUUGGUCAUCUAUUUAGAUUAUUGUUUUUGAUCGUUCACACUUUUAGAAUUUAAGAUAUAUUUUAAAUUACUCUUGUACUAACUGACAGCGAGAUAUAUAAACAUGUCCUGUGGAUGUUUAGCGUUUUACUUACAUUAUGUGCUGCAGCUAUUCUCUUAACAGCGAUCGGUCUGGUAGGUGACCAUAUUUCCCAGGGCAGCUAUUCUCAUAGGCAGACUGUACUUGACUUCAAAUGGAGGUAUGGCCGCAAAAAAAAGAAGGAGUCUGCUGUACUGGAUACUGAGCUGUUUGUCUUUUUAAUUUUUACAAAAUUUCUGUUGUUUUGUACAGUUAAUAAUGUGGGGUUUUAGAUAUUUCAUAAUAAAACUGCCUCUUUUUUCACUAAAUUAA
Messenger RNA from Scophthalmus maximus (turbot), 3555 nucleotides. RefSeq names its product brain-derived neurotrophic factor. NCBI's taxonomy places the organism in Eukaryota, Metazoa, Chordata, Actinopteri, Pleuronectiformes, Scophthalmidae. The transcript has 18 exons. The record is from RefSeq and is a predicted model, not a curated record. Gene Ontology annotation, molecular function: ATP binding; growth factor activity; nerve growth factor receptor binding. Gene Ontology annotation, biological process: nerve development; microtubule-based movement; positive regulation of peptidyl-serine phosphorylation. The coding region runs from base 179 to 2926 and encodes 915 amino acids.